Molecule: messenger RNA, 1669 nt
Organism: Cinclus cinclus
Lineage: Eukaryota; Metazoa; Chordata; Aves; Passeriformes; Cinclidae
Gene: QPCT
Product: glutaminyl-peptide cyclotransferase
Exons: 7
Coding region: 1-1071 (356 amino acids)
Molecular function (GO): zinc ion binding; glutaminyl-peptide cyclotransferase activity
Source: RefSeq, a predicted model, not a curated record
AUGGCGGGGGUCGCUGGCCGGCUGCUCGGGGCGCUGUGCCUCGCCGCCUGCCUGUCCCCGGCGCUCGGGAGGGACGCCGGAGAGCAGUGGACCCUGGAGAAGUAUUCUCACCAACCAAGAAUUUUAGGUUCUGAUGCUAUUCAGAAAGUUGUGGCCAACACAGAUAUUUCUGAAAUGUGGGAGAAUGAUUUGCGCCCUAUCCUGAUAGAAAGAUACCCAGGAUCACAAGGAAGUUACACAGUGCGACAGCAUAUCAAGCGCCGUCUUCAAACAUUAAAGGCUGGUUGGGAAAUUGAAGAGGAUACAUUUCAGAGAUACACACCAUAUGGCUAUAAAACAUUUUCAAAUAUUAUUGCCACUCUUGACCCCUCUGCAAAACGCCAUCUCGUACUUGCUUGCCACUAUGACUCAAAAUUCUUUGGACAGCAAUGGCAGGACAGAGUGUUUGUGGGAGCAACUGAUUCAGCUGUGCCUUGUGCUAUGAUGCUGGAGCUGGCACGGGCCCUGGAUAACAAGCUUCAGUUAAUCAAGCCCAGCUCAACAUCAAGACCAGACCUUUCACUUCAACUCAUUUUUUUUGAUGGUGAAGAAGCCUUUGUUCGGUGGUCCCCUUCUGAUUCCCUCUAUGGAUCUCAACACUUAGCUCAAAAAAUGGUGUCGACUCCACACCCACCAGGUUCAACAACCACAAACCAGCUGCAGGGCAUAGACCUGUUUGUACUACUGGAUUUAAUUGGUGCACCAAACCCAGUCUUUCCCAAUUAUUUUCAAAACACUCUUCGAUGGUUUCAGAGGCUUCAAGCAAUUGAGAAAAAGCUACACAACAUGAAUCUGCUGAAGAAUCACCCUGCUGAAAUUCAGUAUUUCCAGAGUACUUUACAUCGAGGCUUGGUUGAAGAUGAUCACGUUCCAUUUUUAUUAAGAGGGGUUCCAGUCCUGCAUCUGAUUCCAUCCCCUUUUCCUGCAGUAUGGCAUACCAUGAAGGACACAGAAGAAAACCUUGACAAAACCACUAUCGACAAUCUCAGCAAAAUCCUGCAAGUGUUUGUACUGGAAUAUCUCAACCUAUGACACACAAAACAUCAACAAAUUGCACUCCAUUCCCACUACUGUUUGCCUACCUUCACACUUGCUAUUUAAUUGCAUUAGAGAGUACCAGGGUGAAGAAGAAUGUGCUAGUUCUUGCUAGACUGAUUAUUGAUUGAGCUAUUCCUGGCCCAUUGGUCCAUCAGCCAAAUAACAUACAAUUAAGUAAGACCUAGUUCAGCCUGGAAAGAACUUGAUCUUUCCAUGUGUUAUCUCUGAAUAAAAAAAAAAAAACAAAAAAAAACCCUUAAUUUUUCCAUAUUGUUACCACUGGUGUUUGUCACAUAUUAUGAUCCCAGGAAGGAAUGCCUCAUGACUUAAUUGUAUGGUACAGUUUUUACAAGGUGUGACCAACUGUUGCAGUGUGCAGCUAUGGAAAUGUACACCAUGUUAUCAAAAGAGGCAAAAAUCACACCAUAGCAGACUUCUACUUCGAGCUAAACUAAACCACCUCAUGCUGAUAGGAGUUGCUAGAACUCCUAACACACAUGAUUUUUAAUCCCCUCUGGUGCUUCUCCUCCUUCCCCUUCAAAGGCAGCUGCAAGGGUUUUUCUCUGCAGGCAGCUGACCACCAGAAAACAGA